Spodoptera exigua (beet armyworm) is the source of this 1486-nucleotide messenger RNA. The record is from the annotation of a GenBank genome assembly. Lineage: Eukaryota; Metazoa; Arthropoda; Insecta; Lepidoptera; Noctuidae.
AUGUUGUAUUGUUUCAGUAAAGUGGAUAUGGGCGUGCAGGUGGACGGGUUCUCGUGCCCUCUCUCCGUCGCGGUACAAACUGAUGACAACGAUAUGUUCCAGUUGCCGGGCCCCGGCAAGUCUCAGCUGACGGAGGCGGAGCGCGAGUUGUCCCCGCGGUCGGCCGGCCCGCCCGCCCACUGGGGGCAACCACGCAGGCGGAGCUACGGCGACUACGACGUGCGUACAUCGUCCCUGGUGAAGCAAUGCUCGCGCGACAAAUUACCAUCAGAGCCGCGCUUCUCUCGGUCUAUAUUCGAUGCUGACGCCAUACAACUACGCAAUAUGCAAGCUGAGAAGGAAGCAGCAGAACGCCGCCAGUUCUACCAACAAGAGCUGAAGAAUCAAAUUCUUGAACAACAGAGAAUUAGAGAGGAAAGGAAAACUAGGGAGAAAAUGUUAGAACAAGCGGAGAUGCGUCGUCUAGAGGAACAACUGCGCAUGCUACGCGUCGCCCAGGAUCGGGAACUAAGCAAACAACAGGAUAUCACUGCCGCGAUGAAAGAAAACGCCACAGAAUACCACAACAAGCGCACAGAACUACAAAAAGAUAUUGAUAUCGAACAACGCAACCUACGCGUGGCCACGCAACCACUCCGCAACACGCAACAACGCAACAUGAGAGAGACCAACAGAAAUGAGACAAGCCCAUCCAAACUCCCUUUCUACUAUCCGCGCGUACAAGAAAGAACAAACGAAAUAUGUGAUAAAAAACCUUACUCAAUGAACAUACCUGAUACUUCAAUAUUCUCUGCAAAUUACGACGUAGAUUCUUACCUAAGAAAGAAUUUAAAUUUUAACACAAAAUACGGGAAAGACGAUGAAAGCAUCACAGAGAGACAUGACCAUAACAAAUUAAUUGAAAAGGCUUUAGUUCACCGUCCAGAGGAACUGGACCGUCCUAUAGAAGUGAAACCGUCCUACGGGGAGACCAUUGAUAGUUUGCCGAUACCUGUCCUUCGACACUCCCCUAAAAUACCUCUAGAUAUCGAUGAAACUCCAGCAAUGAGUGAAGCUAUGAAAAAAGUAGAUGAUAAAUGGAAAGUGCCUGCAGUACAGAAGAAUAUUUUGAAAGCUCUGCCCAAUGAGGAAGGGAAAAGUGUUAAUAUAUUGACGCAACUCGGUUCUAUAAGGCGGCAGUUGCAAUUAGAACAGUUGAAAUUAGACAAAAUGAUCAGUAAUGAUGAUGUGUGAGUUGUAAGCGGUCAUUGGUUGGAAACUGAUCGAUUCACGUCGCGUACCUUAAGUGGUAGACUGGGGAUAAAGUAAGAAAAUAAUGGUCUUGCAAGAAGUGAUAAGAAACUUGAAUAUCGAAGGUUUACAGCGCUUUGAAAUGUACUAGCGUUACGACGUUAUGUAGUUUUUUUAUGUGAUAUAUACAUAUAUUUAGGUAAACAAGUGGAUGAUCACCUGAUGGGAAACAAUCGGAUAUCGAAGGAUUUGAGGA